AUGCCUCCUCGACCUACAAUACGCCUUAUAACCCCUCCGUCCCAGCUUAUUCCUCCUGUCGACGAAGAGAGAAGCGAUUUCCUAGUCCCCCACAGACCUGCCCCCCAUCCUCCUAUACCCCUUAGACCUCCGCCUCCUAUACCUCUCAGACCCCCUCCUCCACCCCCAGAGCUCAUCGGUCUCGCGGCAAUGGGAAUCGAGACGCCCCGAGGCAGUUCAUCAGAAUCCGACAAGCAAUCUGGCGACGGUUCCGACUCCUCUCACCAAGAAGAGAAAAAGCGCGGAUUUCGCGCAACCCUAAAGCGCAUGCUCAGUCGCGAGAAGUUAUCAUCAACCAAAGAAGGCGCAUCAGCAUCUAGUACCGAUCCCGAUGCUGAACCUCGUCCCCCUCCUUCCUUCGCCGGCUGGGUGAACCCACAUCCAACCGUCCCGCUUAGCUCCGGCAUGGGAGGUAUCACGGUAACCAGCGAGUACAGCGUCACGUUCGAGCAAACACUAACUCGAACGCCCACCUCCGCCUCUCUUAGCACUAUAAAUAUUGAAGGCCCUAUGACCGCGGCCCGACGAGCUGCAGCUGCAGUUAAAGAGGCUAAAGAGGCUAAAAAGGCAGCUAAACAGAAAGCCAAAGAGAAAGAUUCGAGCAAAGACGCUGAUGCAAGCACUUCGACUGCUACGACUGGCAACAAAGCCAUCGACCCCAACUUCCCCUUCCCAGAUCCCACCGAAGCCGACCUCGAGCGCAUGGAGCGAGCGGAAACCGGGGAAGAAGAGAAGGAUAAGGGCAAGGGAAUCGCGCGAUCGGCUACAAUGGCCGUGAGCCGGGCUUGGAACAAGGUGUUCGAGUAA
Messenger RNA from Hypoxylon trugodes, 846 nucleotides. RefSeq lists its product as uncharacterized. Lineage: Eukaryota; Fungi; Ascomycota; Sordariomycetes; Xylariales; Hypoxylaceae. The transcript has a single exon. The record is from RefSeq and is a predicted model, not a curated record. The coding region runs from base 1 to 846 and encodes 281 amino acids.